AUGUUUAGAGAUUCUCGGCCAAUAGCACUUCGAAAACUAAACCCAUUUUCAAAUCGAAAGCAUCGCACAUCAGACUCAAUACACAGCGAUGAGGAUCCGUUACUAGACGAAGAGGCAGCUUUCAACCUGUUAAAUUCACCAACUUCACCCACCAACCCUUCUGAGAGUUCACCAAGACGGUCCUCUCCAUCUGUAACACAGUCAUCCUCAACGACAAGGCAGCAAGAAGGCAAGAGUUUUAUAUCUUGGUUCAUAAAAAAGAAGGUGUAUUCACCAAGAACGAUAUCACUGGGAGCAGAUGACAAAGAAAAGAACAAGUACUGUGCCAAUAUGAUUAUCAAUCAAAAAUACAACUUGAUUACUUUUCUACCUGUUGUUUUAUUUGAACAGUUUGUCAUUUUCUUUAAUCUAUACUUUUUACUGGUUGCAUUAUCCCAGUUUGUACCUGCUCUCAAAAUCGGCUACAUUCUGACCUACUUUGGACCACUGUGUUUUGUCUUGUUGAUCACCAUUAGCAAAGAAGCCUUAGAUGAUUACCAACGUUAUAAGCGAGACAAGGAAGCCAACUCUCAGCUCUACACACGACUCACGCCUUCUGGCAACCAAAAUAUACCAAGCUCCAAAAUUAGAGUAGGCGAUUUCAUUCAUAUCCUUAAAGAUCAGCGUAUUCCAGCAGACAUGAUUUUGCUGAGAACCACAGAAGAGUCAGGUGCCAGUUUUAUUAGAACAGAUCAAUUGGAUGGCGAGACAGAUUGGAAGUUACGAUUAGCGAUACCGUCGUUGCAGAGAUUACCUUCAGAUCAGGAUGUGUUGGAUAUCAAGGGACAUAUUUAUGCGGAUGCACCCCACAAGGAUAUUCAUAGCUUUGUCGGCACAGUGUCUGUCAAUGAUCCUCAGACGGGCAGAGAGCAGAUCGAACCACUUGGCGUAGAAAACACCAUGUGGACAAAUACGGUGUUGGCUUCAGGUUCUGCUAUUGGGUUUGUCAUUUACACGGGUAAAGAUACGCGUGCUGUUAUGAAUACCAAUCAUCCCAAGACAAAGAUAGGGCUCAUUGAUCAAGAAAUCAAUCAGUUGGCCAAGAUUCUGUUUAUCGUCACUCUCGCUUUGUCCAUCAUCAUGGUGGGCUUGAAUGGAUUCCGUGGUGUAUGGUACAUUUACGUCUUUCGCUUCUUGAUUCUGUUCUCGUCCAUCAUCCCCAUUGGUUUACGUGUGAACCUGGAUAUGGGCAAAAGUGUGUAUGCGCGCCAAAUCGAGCACGACCGAGAAAUCAUGGGCACCAUUGUUCGCACCAGCACAUUACCCGAGGAACUGGGUCGAGUGGAAUACUUGCUGACGGAUAAGACAGGCACAUUGACACAGAACGACAUGGAGCUAAAGAAACUGCAUAUGGGCACCAUGUCUUACAGCUCAGAUACCAUGGACGAGAUUCAAACACAUGUAGCAACGGCUUUCGGAUCACAACAGCAACAAGAGCUCAACAAAGGCCGCAGAAACAUCUCUGUGCGUGUACGAGACAUUGUGCAAGCCUUGGCACUGUGCCAUAACGUUACUCCUUCCACCAGCGUCGAUGGCGAUAUCACCUAUCAAGCAUCCAGCCCUGACGAAGUGGCCAUUGUGAAAUGGACUGAACACAUGGGCCUCACCCUAUUUAAUCGAGAUGUCAAUACCAUUCAGCUACGCGUCGAUCCCACUGGCGACAUUUUGUACUUUGAUGUGCUCCAUCUGUUCCCCUUUACCAGUGAAACCAAACGUAUGGGCAUCAUUGUUAGAAAUCGACAAACGCAAGAAAUCACAUUUUUCGAAAAGGGCGCUGAUGCUGUCAUGGCGCGCAUUGUGCAAUACAAUGACUGGUUGAACGAAGAGUGCGAUAACAUGGCAAGAGAAGGCUUGAGAACCCUGGUGGUGGCCAAGAAGAGUUUGUCAGAAGAGGUCUACCACGAAUUUACAGCCAAAUAUCAUGAGGCAGAGGUUGCUUUGCACGAUCGAAAUGCACUCAAACAAGCCGUGGUGGAGACCUUGUUGGAAUCCAAUCUUGAGUUGUUGGGACUGACAGGUGUGGAAGACAAGUUGCAAGAAGGUGUCAAGAACACGCUGGAGCAGAUGAGAAAUGCGGGGCUCAAGGUAUGGAUGCUGACAGGUGACAAGAUUGAAACAGCCACCUGUAUUGCUAUUUCAUCCAAGUUGGUUUCCAGAAAUCAAGGUAUUCAUACCAUUUCUAAAAUCAAAACUGCAAUGGAGGCUUGGGAUGAAAUCGACAAUCUACGCACAAAGACAGAUAAUUGCUUGGUCAUUGACGGCGAAUCACUGCAGCUUUGCCUCGACCAUUAUGUGGAUGAAUUUAUUGAGAUGGUGACACUCCUGCCUGUGGUAGUCUGCUGUCGCUGCUCUCCUACACAAAAGGCAGAUAUCACUCGGCUCAUCAAAGAAUAUACCAAGAAACGAGUGCUGUGCAUUGGCGAUGGUGGCAACGAUGUGAGCAUGAUUCAAGCUGCUGAUGUCGGUGUGGGUAUCGUUGGCAAGGAAGGCAAACAAGCUUCGCUGGCUGCUGAUUUCUCCAUUACUCAGUUUAGCUAUUUAACCAAGUUACUAUUAUGGCAUGGUAGAAACAGUUACAAAAGAUCAGCCAAACUAUCUCAAUUUGUCAUUCAUCGUGGUCUCAUCAUUUCAGUCAUGCAGGCUGUCUUUUCUGCUCUUUUUUACUUUGCGCCUAUUGCUUUGUAUCAAGGCAUGCUGAUUGUGGGUUAUGCGACCGUGUACACCAAUGCGCCCGUAUUCUCGUUGGUGCUGGAUCAAGAUGUCAGUGAGGAAAUUGCCAUGAUGUACCCUGAACUGUACAAGGAUUUGACCAAAGGCCGAUCCUUGUCUUACAGAACCUUCUUUACAUGGUUAUUGAUCAGUGUGUAUCAAGGUGGCGCCAUCAUGAUCUUAUCCAUCAUCUUGUUUGAAGACGAGUUUAUCCACAUUGUAGCUAUUUCCUUUACUGCAUUGAUUUUCAAUGAAUUAUUGAUGGUGGCAUUAGAGAUCAACACAUGGCAUCGCUACAUGAUUUUGGCUGAACUAGUCACCGUCCUGAUCUACUUUGGAUCCAUGUGGUUACUACCUACCUAUUUCGACAUGACAUUUAUCCUCACAGGCAGAUUUGUAUGGAAAGUAGCCGUCAUCACUGCUGUCAGUAGCUGUCCACUGUACUUUGUAAAGAUGAUCAAACGAAGAAUUGCACCUCCCAGUUAUACAAAAUUAACCUAA
Molecule: messenger RNA, 3249 nt
Organism: Mucor velutinosus
Lineage: Eukaryota; Fungi; Mucoromycota; Mucoromycetes; Mucorales; Mucoraceae
Product: DDE_3 domain-containing protein
Exons: 7
Coding region: 1-3249 (1082 amino acids)
Biological process (GO): endocytosis; retrograde vesicle-mediated transport, Golgi to endoplasmic reticulum; phospholipid translocation
Cellular component (GO): endosome; trans-Golgi network; plasma membrane
Molecular function (GO): ATP hydrolysis activity; ATP binding; ATPase-coupled intramembrane lipid carrier activity
Source: RefSeq, a predicted model, not a curated record